AUGAGAAGGACAUCUCACGUGUUAUUCAACACUUUCAACCAGGAUUUUGGCUGUUUUGUAUGUGGUCUGGAUGACGGUUUCCGGAUUUAUAACACCGAUCCCUUGAAACAAAACUUUAACGAAAAACUGAAUGGUGGUAUUGGAGCAGUGGAGAUGUUAUUUCGUUGCAAUUAUGUAGCACUUGUUGGCGGCGGUGUAACACCUGCUUUUUCGACAAAUAAAGUGGUAAUUUGGGAUAUUAUUAAUCACAGAGAAGUGGUUCAGUUAGAAAUGAAUAGUGAUGUACGAGCAGUACGUUUACGUCGUGAUCGUAUUGUAGUAGUCCUCGACACAUCUGUUCACAUUUUCAGUUUUACAGACAAACCUGAAAAAUUGCAAGUCUAUGAUUCAAGCAGAAAUCCACGUGGAAUAUGUUGUUUAUGUCCAGCAUCGGAAAAUUCUCUUCUUGCUUUCCCUGCGCCUUCUUCAUCAUCGGCAGUUUGCUGUUUAACGUUGGCCGAACCAGAUGCUCCACCCAGAAUAAUUAAUGCCCAUCAAAGACCACUAUCUGCUAUUGCACUUAAUCUUACUGGAGAACAAAUAGCGACAUCUUCUGAAAAAGGCACCAUAAUAAGAAUUUUUGACACCAAAACUUGUCUUCUGUUGAAAGAACUAAGGCGUGGGACGAAUCCUGCUUCUAUAUUUUGCGCGCUAAGGAAGCUGAGUUUUUCUGGUGAAGUUAGCGUCUCACGUUUUCGAUUACCUUUUCCAUUUAAAAACAAGGAUUCCAGCAUAUGCGCUUUUGGGCCACAGCCUGACUCUGUUAUUGUAACUACUGACGCUAAUGUAUUCCGUGAAAUACGUUUGAUGUUGAAGAAUGCUAUCGUUCAUCACGUACCAUUACAUUUUGUACCGAUACCUCUUAUAGUACCUUGCGAAUGA
This is a messenger RNA of Acanthocheilonema viteae, 921 nucleotides long. NCBI's taxonomy places the organism in Eukaryota, Metazoa, Nematoda, Chromadorea, Rhabditida, Onchocercidae. The record is from the annotation of a GenBank genome assembly.